Messenger RNA from Coregonus sp. 'balchen', 573 nucleotides. Lineage: Eukaryota; Metazoa; Chordata; Actinopteri; Salmoniformes; Salmonidae. The record is from the annotation of a GenBank genome assembly.
AUGGCUACCUGCCAUACCUAUAACAACACGGCCAGGCACAACGGUGUCAACAGGGACUUCAUGGCCGCUCUCUCCAAGAGCCACGGGAGCACAGGCAAACGCAAGACUCCCCAGUCCACCAACAGAACCAAUGCCAUGGGCAUACCAAAGUCUGCCUCCAAAGACAAGACAGCCUGCAGUACGCCAAGGUAAACAAACAAUACCAGGCCUCUGGUACCUAAAUUGUCAACUAUUUUAUUGAUAUAGGCUACGUCUCGCCGAGGUGAAAAUCAGCAUUUAAGGGACUUCUUGGGAAGUGAGGGCAAUAGAUGAUAUCACUAAACUGAUGGACAAUGUGUGGUCCUAUACUUUUCAAUAGGUCACCUUUAAUCUGUGUCAGUGUGCAGAUUCUGACAUGACUGUAUUUCCAGGUCAAUAUCCUCUGAGACCACCAGUUCCUCCUCGACCUCCAAGCCCGCCAGCGUGAAGUCUGCCUUCUCCCGCCUCAAGCGGUUCCUCAUGCUGGAGGACAAGCAGAAGACCAAGACCAAGGGGAGGACUCAAAGACUUCCUCUCCUCUCUCUGAAUGACUGA